This is a messenger RNA of Scylla paramamosain (green mud crab), 5129 nucleotides long. RefSeq names its product protein spaetzle 3-like. Gene Ontology annotation, biological process: innate immune response; central nervous system formation. Gene Ontology annotation, molecular function: Toll binding; growth factor activity. The record is from RefSeq and is a predicted model, not a curated record. The coding region runs from base 1146 to 2201 and encodes 351 amino acids. Gene Ontology annotation, cellular component: extracellular region. The transcript is spliced from 6 exons. Lineage: Eukaryota; Metazoa; Arthropoda; Malacostraca; Decapoda; Portunidae.
CACACACACACUCACUCGCUCUCCUCCCCACACACUGUAGCUUCCACUCAGCCACACUUCCUAGAGGGACUUUCCACGCCUCUCCAUCCACGCCUCUCCCCCUCCCUCUUCCGGGCGAGGAGGAGGAGAGAGAGAGAGAGAGAGAGAGAGAGAGAGAGAGAGAGAGAGAGAGAGAGAGAGAGAGAGAGAGAGAGAGAGAGAGUGAGAGACAGUGAGAGAGAGUGGCGCCGUGUCCACUUUUCUCGAGGUUAUAACGAAACCACAAGAUAUUUGGUGGAGAAAUAAUCCAUUGAACCACAUUUUGCGGAAGUGCGUGCGUGCGUGCGUGCGUGUGUGUGUGUGUGUAUGUGUCCUCCACGUCCACGCUGCCUGUGUCCGUGUGUCCCUCCCUCCCUCACUCCCUCAGUCCCUCCCUCACUGCCUCCCUCCCUCAGUGAACCAGUAACUCACUCACUCACGCUCCCUGCAGUGCCUGUCUGAAGGAGGGCGUGUGGGCAGUGUGUGUGUGUGUGCCGCGGCGCCCUGGCUGGAAGAGUGGUGCAGUGGUGGCGCGUGUAGUGUGACAGUGCCGCCCACAGAUCCAAGAGUGCUGGGACGAUCAGAGGUGCAGAAACAUAAGAGAAGGUGCCGCAAGACAGAACCAGUGAGGAAUAACGUAGCGAAGGUGGAGUGAUAGCAAACCAGUGACAGAAAACGGUGAUAAGGUGCCACGAGACGUCAAAUUUGCUAGAAAACAGAGCCAGAGGUGCCGCAGGACUCGAAAGGUGCCAGGAAACGGAGAUAAAGGUCACAAAAAUCAUAGUUAACAGUGCCGCGAGACCAAACAGGUGCCGGAAAACGCGUCCAAAAGUGCCGGAAGAAGUCCCACAAACGGUAGCUAAACGUAUCAGAAAAAUAAGUAAAUAUAUAAAUAAAUAAAACAUAAACAAAGACGCCAGGAAAACCCAAAAGGUACCAAAAAUAACGUCAACAAAGGUACCAGCAAACCCCAAAGGUAACAAAACACAUCAACAACAGUGCCACCAAACAUAGCUACCAAAUAACCGUCAACAGAUACACCACAAGGCCUCACAGAGCAAAAGAACAGAGGUAAGACUGCUACAGAACCCCAACACGUUCCAGAACCUCGAAACAAACGUGCCAAAAUGACAUUCCAUCCUGCAGUGUUCAACCUGACAGUGGUGGACCCAUCUUUGUACCCCGGGCUGCAUGGGGCACAACACCCGUUCUUCCAGGCCCCAGCGCAGCCACAGAACCCACACCUGCCUCCACACCUGCCCAACCGAGUCCCCGGAGCGCCCCCUGGAGGACUCCCUAGCCAGCAUCUGGAGGGCGGGGCAGAGGACACGCAUUUUCAGACUUUUGUGCACUCCUUACCGUCUGAGCUCCAGGGCCCCAUCGCCUUCAGGAAUGACACACAGCAGGCGCCCUUCGGUAAGCCACGCCCUGUCAUUCCACGCCUCGCCAUCCCCGCCAUCAGUAAUUCUACCUUCGUCCAGUUACCUGUGCUGUGGACGGCGCUGAGUCUGGCCUUGGGGGUGGAGGUGCAAGGGGAGGUGAUCAGAGGCCUACCGUGCAUCAAGCGGCUCAACCAACUCUUCUGCCGCACCCCGGGGAACUCCUACCCCUCGGAUAAAAUAGAACGCUUCAUCGAGGACAACAAGGCACUGAUGAGAAGAAUGUACGGCAGCUUCUUCGAUAACAUACAAGAGAUAUUCGAGCCCCAGCAGCAGCAGCGUCGCUUCCUGAGCCGCCCUGGCCGCUCUGUUAGGGAGGAUGAGGCCUUUGCAGACGAGAUUCCUGAGAUACACAAGGACUAUCACCCUGACGACCCCCGCGGCCAGUCCUUCUUUAACCUGAUCAGGAGGAAGAGACAGUCUUUUCCGGGCGAUGCCAACUCCAACUCUGACAGGGUGGACUCCUGUGAGAGCAAGGUGGAGAUUGUUACUCCCUACUGGGCCAACAACUCCGCUGGGAAGAUUCGGGCUAUUGUCAACACUAACGAGUUCUCGCAGGCUAUACACCAGGAAGUUUGCGCCAGCAAGCAGAGUACCAAGCGGUGUGGUGGUGACUGCGGGUGUGAGCAAAAAUACAAGUGGCACCGUCUUCUCGCUUAUGACCCUGACAAUGACUGCAGCGGGAUCUUCAUGGACUGGUUCCUCUUCCCCUCCUGCUGCUCCUGCCGAUGUAACCCCCUCUAGACCCCCUUAGACGCCUGUUAGACCCUCCUUCUUGUCCCACAGGCGCUUGGUGUCUCCUAAACGCCUCUUAGCUAGCCCACAGCCGCCUCUCUAAUUUCCUCUUCUCGUUUUUUAUGUUUUUCUUUAGUUAGGGGUUAAUGUUAAGUAAGAGGGUCUUCCACUUCUUUCUCUCCCUUGUUAUCUAGACUCUCUCUCCUAUCCCACGGCUGUCCAGUGACCUCUACACCCCCUCUGGUGAUCCAAGGGCGCCUGAUGACCUCCCUGCAGCGUCAUUACGGCUCUCAUUUGAAAAAAGAGGCUGAGGGAGGAAAAUUUUACAUAUCUACACUUUGUCCGGGAAACGUGUGUUCUUUAGGGGAAAAUUGUAAGGUUUUUCAGUUUUUGAUGCUGGAAAUGUAUUGGGUGUGUUGUUUUGGUAGUGGUUAUGAUUAUUUUUUGAGGGUUUGUGUUGAAUUGUGAGGUUGUGGUUUGUGUGUGUGUGUGUGUGUGUGUGUGUGUGUGUGUUUAAUAAGGUGUUUUUUUUUUUUAUAUACAGUGUUGUUUUGGUGGUGUGUUGUGUUAUGGUGAUUUCUUGACGCUUGUGUUGUUUGAUUUGUGAUUCUUUUUGGUGGGGGUGAGUGUUCUGUGUGUGUGUGUGUGUGUGUGCGUGUGUGUGUUUUUUUUUUUUUCUUUCUUCCUAUGUUUUUUUUUUUUUUUCGGAUCCUUCUUGAUUUUUCUCUUCCUUUCUUCUUCUUCCUUCUUCUUCUGCUUUAGUUAUCCUUUCACUGGUUUUCAUUCUUAUCUAAUUGUAGUGGAAUGAUUUUUUUUGUUUUGUUUUUUUGUUUCCCUUUCCAUAAUUUUCUCUUUUUUUAAUCUGUUAUCAUCUUCUCUCUUUCUCUCGUUGUCUUGUUUCUUCUUUUAUUUUUCACUGCUUCUUUUUUUUCUCUCUCCAUUGUUGUCUUUUCCUGCUUUCUUUUGUCUUGUUUUCAUACUUUUCCUGCUCUCUCUCUCUCUCUCUCUCUCUCUCUCUCUCUCUCUCUCUCUCUCUCUCUCUCUCUCUCUCUCUCUCUCUCUCUCUCUCUCUAAAAAAAAAAAUAUAGAUUUUAAGAAAGGAAGGACAUGAACGAAAGAAGGAAGGAAGGAAGGAAGGAAGGAAGCAAGGAAGGAAGGAAGGAAGGAAGGAAGGAAGGAAGGAAGUAAAGAAAGAAAGAAGAAGUUAAGAAAAAAAGACAAGGACAGCUAGUGAAAGAAGAAAAGACAUAUAGGAAGAAAGAAAGGAAAUAAAACAGAAAUAGAAAACAAAUAAAAAAUAGGAAGGAAGGGAAGAAGAAAGUAAGGAAGGAAGGAAGGAAGGAAGGAAGGAAGGAAGGAAGGAAGGAAGGAAGGAAGGCAAUAAGCAAGGAGACGAGAUUAAAUAUACAAGUAAGCAUCACUAAGAAGAUACGAAAUGAAGGAAUAGCAAAAGCAGAAAAAGAAAAAAUAAUAAUAAUAAAAAAACACAAACUAGAGAAUUAACGAUAAGGGAAGCCCAGGAAAAGAAUGAUAAAGAUAAAAGAAAAAAAGAAUGAGGAAGGAAAAACCAAAAAGUAAAACUGAUAAGGACUGAAAGAAAGAAAAAAAAAUGAAGAGAAAAAAGAAAGAAAAAAGACAAGGAAAGAACGACAAAAAUUCUGGAAAAAAAUUAAUUAUGCAAAGAGGAAACUAUAAAAAUUACUAGAAAGAAUAGAAUCAGGAAGGAAACAGUUGAACCUUUGUGUCCCGUGUCAUUCUUUCAACAAAUCAUUACCUGCCGUGUCAUGACGCAAUGCUGUGAGAGGAGCGGAAGUCACGCCCGAAGGAAUCAAUUAAGUGUUCAUUGUCUGUGAGGAACCAAACGUGUUAACCCUUCACUGCUACACGCAAAAACAACACUAAAAGCACCAUACAUGAUCUUCACAGCCACAAUGAAGGGAGAGGAAACAAAAAAAGGAUAGAUCAUCAAAUGUGUAACUAGUAUGAUGUUUAGAAAUGGAUGUAUUAUGAUUACAAAAGUUUAUUCCUUUCCCAUGAUUAACUAGAAUUUUUAAAACGCCUUUUUUUUUUCUUUUCGUACUAGUCUCUGAAAUACGUGUUUGUGUAGCCUGGGAAAGAUAAAAUUGUUAUUCAUAUUCCCUUCACCCUCACAUCCGUCUGCACCAUUCUUUACAGUGAAUGCAAUGUUAACAAGAGACGACCGUGGCAGAAAAGGGUUAAAAAAGACUUGUGAUUAAGAAACCUUGUGUCGAAUUGCAGUGAAAGAGUUAAGCGAACGGCAGCUUAUCUUAACCCUUUUUACUGCUACAACUGUUGUCUAAUAUCCCUGGUGCUGUAACACUGUAUUGAGACGCGGGAGAGAAAAGAGAGAGAGAGAAAAAAAAAAACGGUACGGAAAUGUUGAUGAAAGCUUGGCAAAAAGAUAAUGUCUUAAACGUUACAGAUGUUGAAGGGGAUUUUUUUUUUUUACAGUGAAAGAGUUAAAGGAAUGCUGUGUCUCUUUGUCGCACUGUCGCAUUUACGUGAUGUGUAAAUGUGAUGAUUUUUCUCUGCAUUUAUAUAUAUUUUUUUAUGUAAAUUUAUAGGGGAACAUGAACCAACAGGUGAUGAAUAUACAAAUAAAAGAGUUAAUACGUUUAUAAACAAAUGAAUGAGUAAAUUAAGAUCAAUCAAGAAAUAGAUUAAAUUAAAUAAAUGAAUAUAUAUUGAAUUAUUGUAUUUAUUUUGAAGGCAACGAGAAACUGAAUGUAUAGAUAAAUCAACUCACCAAUAAAAUGUAUAGAUGAAUAAAUAGGUAGGUAAAAAAAUGAAUAAAUGUAAGAUGACGAAUUAUGUGUACUUGAAAGACAAUGGAGAUGAAGAUUUGUAUAAAUUAAUGAGUGAAUGAAAGAACAUAUACAUAGAUGAAUAAGUUGAAUAAAUAUAUCAACACAUUAA